Messenger RNA from Trichoderma gamsii, 801 nucleotides. Its product is annotated as short chain dehydrogenase. Lineage: Eukaryota; Fungi; Ascomycota; Sordariomycetes; Hypocreales; Hypocreaceae. The coding region runs from base 1 to 801 and encodes 266 amino acids. Gene Ontology annotation, molecular function: oxidoreductase activity, acting on NAD(P)H, oxygen as acceptor. The transcript is spliced from 2 exons. The record is from RefSeq and is a predicted model, not a curated record. Gene Ontology annotation, cellular component: intracellular anatomical structure.
AUGCCUCAGCCUAUCCCCAAAGCCAACAGUCUUCUUGACCUCUUCAGCUUGAAGGGCAAGGUCGUCGUGGUGACCGGUGCUUCCGGCCCGCGGGGCAUGGGAAUUGAAGCCGCGCGAGGCUGCGCCGAGAUGGGCGCUGAUCUUGCCAUUACCUACUCGUCGCGCAAAGAGGGCGCCGAGAAGAACGCGGCUGAGCUGUCCAAGGCAUACGGCAUCAAGGUCAAGGUGUACCAGGUCAACCAGAGCGACUACAAGGACGUCGAGAAGUUUGUGAACCAGGUCGUUUCUGAUUUCGGCAAGAUUGAUGCCUUCAUUGCCAAUGCCGGUGCCACAGCCAACAGCGGUGUUGUCGACGGCAGCGCCAGCGACUGGGACCAUGUCAUCCAGGUCGAUCUGAGCGGCACAGCGUACUGCGCAAAGGCCGUUGGCGCGCACUUCAAGAAGCAGGGUCACGGCUCCCUUGUCAUCACCGCCUCAAUGUCUGGCCACGUCGCGAACUACCCUCAAGAACAAACCUCAUACAACGUUGCCAAGGCGGGCUGCAUCCAUUUGGCACGCUCGCUGGCCAACGAAUGGCGCGACUUUGCUCGUGUCAACAGCAUCUCGCCGGGCUACAUCGACACAGGCCUGUCCGACUUUAUCGAUGAGAAGACACAAGAGCUAUGGAGAAGCAUGAUCCCCAUGGGACGCAACGGCGAUGCCAAGGAGCUCAAGGGCGCAUAUGUCUAUCUCGUCAGUGAUGCUAGCUCGUAUACGACGGGAGCUGAUAUUGUGAUUGAUGGAGGUUAUACCACUCGAUGA